Messenger RNA from Botrytis porri, 1029 nucleotides. RefSeq lists its product as uncharacterized. Lineage: Eukaryota; Fungi; Ascomycota; Leotiomycetes; Helotiales; Sclerotiniaceae. The transcript is spliced from 2 exons. The record is from RefSeq and is a predicted model, not a curated record. The coding region runs from base 1 to 1029 and encodes 342 amino acids.
AUGAUCACAUUAGAUGUGGCCGCUGCCUCAGCAGCACUUGAAGCAAAAGUCAUCACCGAUUUGCGUGAUGAAAUUGCAAAGGCUAUGGCGAGUGCAAAUGGUGAUAUUAAUGCACAAUCAGAGGAAUUUAGCAAAUUAUUUAAUGCACGUUGGCCUGCUGAGAAUUCAGAUGAAUUCUUACAGCAAUUUGUCAAAUUCAGCUUUGGCAAAGCUCCAAGCAAUGUUUCGCAAGAGAAGGGCAAGGGAAAGGCGAAUGAUGAAGCAGUUGCUUCACCAGCCCCCGCAAAUGAGCAUGUUACUCUGCAGGCGGUCCUGCACACCGCAGAUGACACCAUCAAAGUCGAAGAUGCAGAUGCCAUUGCCCCAACACCACUCAUUCCCUCCCCUUCAGCAAGUUCAGCAAUCCCAGCAAUCGAUCGCCGCCCAACCCCCGGGCUACAUCUACCAGCAAAGUCAACCCAGCAACCUUCACAGCCGGUCUUUGCAAUUUCCCACCUUGCCACCCACUCCAGGCAAAUCGACACACGCAAUGUUCCAGCGUAUGGUCGAAUCUUGAAGCAACACAAUGCAUUCCCUCAUUGCGGGGGUAGUGGCAUCACCAAGCCCAUCGGGGAGCAAAAAAGUGUCAAUUACAUCGUUGACAUGCACCCUGACAUGCAACUUCACUACUGUUUUUUGCAACUCAAGCGUGUCGACUACCCAAAGGCAUGCAUCCUAUGGCCUCAGCCAUAUGAUGGAGUUGACACGAGCAACGUCGAUGCACGUAUGGAAUUCGUGCAUGUUGAGCAAUUUUUGGACUGGCUGCAAGAUCAAUACCUUCCCGCACACCUCAACAUCCACGAUGAAUACCUCAAAUUCGCAAGGGAUCGUGCACAUCUUGAUAGUGCCAACAUAGCAAGCAAUGGAGCAAUGAUGAGCGCAAGACAAAAUGCGUCUGCGGGCCCAUCCAGAGCAAUGACUAACGAGAAGCGUUCGUGGGAUGAUCGCAAUGAGGGGUUCUAUCUAGAUAGGAAGAAGCGGAGUUAUUGA